UGUGAUUUCUCGUAUGCGACCCCCUCAACAUGGUGGAAUAUUCACGAUCCAGUUCCGACCUAUUCUCCACCCCAAGAUCACCACAUUGAUUCCUUCCGGUGUCCAGAGCUCAUCAAGAUCGUUGAUACCACUCUCGACAGUCUCAGUCCCACCCUUAGGCGCCUUAGCUUGAAAAUUCAUGGCAAGUAUCUAUAUGAUCAUCCAGAAAUUGGUUUCGAAGAACGAUAUGCCCACGAUCUUCUGUCCGCCUACAUGGAAAAUCACGGUUUUCAGGUCACCAGACAAUACCUGGGACUAGAUACUGCCUGGCGUGCCGAGUACACACACGGAAAAGGCGGUAGCACUCUCGGCAUAAAUUCUGAAAUGGACGGCCUCAGCGGUAUCGGCCAUGCUUGCGGUCACAAUCUUAUCGCUAUCAGCGGCUGCGGCGUCGCUAUUGCUGUAAAGGCUGCCCUGAAAGCACUGGACAUCCCAGGAAAGAUUAUACUUCUCGGUACGCCCUCCGAAGAACGCGUGGGGGGCAAGAUCAUCCUGCUGGAGCGUGGUGCAUAUAAAGACAUGGAUCUUUGCGUCAUGUGUCAUCCGGGUCCCGGACCUUCCAACUCGGCUAAUCUUGGCUCGACGACAGCGAUGCAAGAGGCAGAAGUGGAAUAUUUUGGGCAAACGCAAGCACCCGCGCACGCGGCAGCUGCCCCAUGGGAAGGAACCAAUGCUCUCGACGCCGCUUUCUUGGCAUACUCGAGCAUCUCCGUCCUUCGACAGCAGAUAAAACCUGACCAUCGUAUUCACGGCAUCCUAGGUGGAAAGAAUUGGUCUGCGAAUGUCAUACCUGACUACGCCCAUAUGACUUGGAUCAUCCGCGCACCGACUCAUGGGGAAACAGGUGAAUUCGCUGAGCGUGUCAAGGCUUGUUUUGAAGCAGCUGCCCUAGCAACAGCAUGCAAAGUCAACAUAAAGUUUGCGAGUCCAUAUUACGAGCUCCUUCAGAAUAGCACUCACCUCGGUCAUCUGAUUGUCACAGGAAAAGAAUUCGCCGACAAGGUCGGGAGGAACUAUGGUAUGGUAUCAUCAAACGGAGAUGGAUCAUCAGCCUCGACAGACUUUGGCAAUGUGUCAUUCGCCAUUCCCGCACUUCACCCAUGUUAUGCUAUUCCGACUGAGCCCAAAGGGGGUAAUCACACACCUGCAUUCACCAAAGCUGCGGCAACUAUGGAAGCCCAUGAAGCUACGAUGACAGUAACCAAAGGUCUUGCUCUCACAGGACUUCGGGCGUUACAGGAUAAAGUUUUCCUCAAAGCUGUGAGUGGUAUCUGUCUCACUGGAAAACGUCGCUGA
This is a messenger RNA of Guyanagaster necrorhizus, 1335 nucleotides long. RefSeq lists its product as uncharacterized. The annotation marks the transcript as partial. The transcript is spliced from 14 exons. NCBI's taxonomy places the organism in Eukaryota, Fungi, Basidiomycota, Agaricomycetes, Agaricales, Physalacriaceae. Gene Ontology annotation, molecular function: dipeptidase activity. The record is from RefSeq and is a predicted model, not a curated record.